Suillus subalutaceus is the source of this 1068-nucleotide messenger RNA. RefSeq names its product heterotrimeric G protein alpha subunit. Gene Ontology annotation, cellular component: heterotrimeric G-protein complex. The record is from RefSeq and is a predicted model, not a curated record. Gene Ontology annotation, biological process: adenylate cyclase-activating G protein-coupled receptor signaling pathway. NCBI's taxonomy places the organism in Eukaryota, Fungi, Basidiomycota, Agaricomycetes, Boletales, Suillaceae. The coding region runs from base 1 to 1068 and encodes 355 amino acids. The transcript is spliced from 8 exons. Gene Ontology annotation, molecular function: G protein-coupled receptor binding; G-protein beta/gamma-subunit complex binding; GTP binding.
AUGGGCAAUUGCGUCUCCGCACGGCACCAUGAAAGAGAAGGAAAGGUUCGGUCUGAUGCUAUCGACCGUCAGAUAGAAGAGGACUCUACAAAGUUUAGGAAGGAGUGUAAGAUACUUCUUCUCGGGUCUGGCGGAUCUGGAAAGUCGACAAUAGUCAAGCAGAUGAAAAUAAUUCAUCAGAAUGGCUUCACUAAUAACGAACUCAUGACGUUCCGUUCGACAAUAUAUCGGAAUACUCUCGACUCCGUGCAAGCCAUUGUCUUACAGAUGCGUAACAUGAAUGUGGUGUGUGUAACGCCUGCGAAUCAGACAUUUGCCGAACGCAUCAUUGAAUACAGGGUUGAGAGUACUCCCAAUUUUGUUUUCUCCACAGAUAUUGCACAAGCCAUUCAUAGCUUAUGGCAAGAUCCUAUCAUUCCCAAGGUGAUGGACGGUUCGAGCCAGUUCUAUCUAAUGGACUCAGCUACAUACUAUUUUACGGAAGUGCUCCGUAUAGGUACUCCCGACUAUACCCCAACAGAAAAUGAUGUACUGCGAGCUCGAGCAAAGACAAUCGGCAUCACUGAAACGCGGUUUAACAUGGGACAGCUCUCCAUCCAUAUGUUCGACGUUGGCGGCCACCGCUCAGAACGGAAAAAGUGGAUACAUUGUUUCGAAUCUGUAACAAGCAUCAUUUUCUGCACGGCAUUAUCGGAAUACAACCAAGUACUGUUGGAAGAGAAGAACCAGAAUCGCAUGCAAGAUUCGCUUAACCUAUUUGAGUCGAUAAUCAACUCCCGUUGGUUCCUGAGAACUUCUGUCAUAUUAUUAUUGAACAAGAUUGAUGUUUUCAAGAACAAGGUACCAAAGGUUCCAGUCCAAAACUAUUUCUCGGAUUAUGCAGGCGGCCCAGACAUCAACAAAGCGGCGAAAUAUAUUCUAUGGAAGUUCAUGCAGGCCAACCGGGCGCACCUGAGAGUCUAUCCCUACUUGACACAAGCUACUGAUACGACGAACAUCAGAUUCGUCUUCGCUGCAGUCAAGGAGACGAUCCUACAUAAUGCUCUCAAAGACUCAGGUAUUCUGUGA